AUGGACAAAGAACAGUGGAUAUAUGAUAGUAUCAUGUCUGAAGAAGUUGAUAUGAAUGUUGAAAAUGAAGAAGAAGCUGGUGUGAAAGUAAAACACAUUGAUUGCUCUGAUGCCUUUAAUACUUCUCAAUUGUUUGUUACCCAUGAUGAAGUUUUACAUUGGGCUCAAUCAGUGGCUCAUGAAAUUGGAUUUAUUGCAGUGAUAAUGAGGUCAGACACAAAUGCUGGUGUUAGAAGGGCCUCAUUUUUGUUAAUAGCUUGCGAAAGGAGUGGUGAGUAUAGGCCUAAGAAGAAUGAUUUGGUAAGAACAUUCAUUGGCAGUAGAAAAUGUGGAUGCCCAUUUAAGUUGCGUGCGAAGCUAGUUUUGGGAAGAGAAAGAUGGAUGGUGAAGUUAAUUUGUGGGGUUCCCAAUCUUGAAAUGGCAAAGUCAUUUGUUAGGCAUCCAUAUAUGGGUCGACUGACUAAAGAUGAGAAGAUUGUUGUUGUUGAUAUGACGAAGUCCAUGGUGAAGCCAAGAAAUAUUCUUUUGACGUUGAAGGAUCACAACACCAACAGUUAUACAACAGUCAAACAAAUUUACAAUGGCAGACAUGCUUACCGUUCUUUCAUAAGGAGUAACACUGAAAUGCAACAACUCAUGAUGUUGCUUGACCGAGAUCAAUGUAUUCACUGA
Glycine soja is the source of this 672-nucleotide messenger RNA. RefSeq lists its product as uncharacterized. The record is from RefSeq and is a predicted model, not a curated record. Lineage: Eukaryota; Viridiplantae; Streptophyta; Magnoliopsida; Fabales; Fabaceae. Bases 1 to 672 code for a protein of 223 amino acids. Gene Ontology annotation, molecular function: DNA-binding transcription factor activity, RNA polymerase II-specific. The transcript is spliced from 2 exons.